ACUGCAGCUAGCCAUGCCAACAUCCCACUUCAAAACAAUUUGUGUUUCAAUCCAAAACAUAUAUUUUCUCACACCCAUUUCUGAUUACGAUGGCUUCUUCAAGAGUUUCAAUACUCUUAUUGAUCUCUCUUACAAUUAGCUCUCUGACGGUUGCAUUUGCUGGGAACUUCUACCAAGACUUUGACAUCACCUGGGGAGAUGGCAGGGCUAAGAUACUCGACAGUGGGAAGCUUCUUACCCUUAACCUUGACAAAGCCUCUGGGUCUGGAUUUCAAUCCAAGAACGAGUAUCUGUUUGGGAAGAUUGAUAUGCAGCUCAAGCUUGUGCCUGGCAACUCUGCUGGAACUGUCACUGCCUAUUAUUUAUCUUCAAAAGGGUCGACUUGGGAUGAGAUAGAUUAUGAAUUCUUGGGGAAUUUGAGCGGUGAUCCUUACAUUCUCCACACAAACGUGUUUAGCCAAGGCAAAGGCAACAGAGAGCAACAAUUCUACUUGUGGUUUGACCCAACUGCAGAUUUUCACACCUAUUCUAUUCUAUGGAAUCCCCAGAGGAUCAUCUUCACUGUUGAUGGCACCCCAAUUAGAGAGUUCAAGAACUUGGAGUCCAUUGGUGUUCCAUUCCCAAAGAAUCAACCGAUGAGGAUUUACUCUAGUCUGUGGAAUGCAGAUGACUGGGCUACAAGGGGUGGUCUAGUGAAGACAGAUUGGAGUCAUGCUCCAUUCACUGCUUCCUAUAGGAACUUCAAUGCGAAUGCUUGUGUUUGGUCUAAUGGUGCAUCUUCUUGUGGCAAAAAUUCUUCAGCUUCUAACAACAGCAAACCUUGGCUUUCGGAGGAAUUUGAUACAACAAGUCAAGAGAGGCUGAAAUGGGUGCAGAAGAAUUACAUGAUAUAUAAUUACUGCACUGAUACUAAGAGGUUUCCACAGGGACUUCCUCCCGAAUGCAGCAUGUCCUAGACUAGGGAAGAGGAGACAACUACGUACAUAUAAACUACGAAAGUGUUCAAUUCUUUUAAUUUUUUUUAUUAUUUGUAAUGUGAUUUGUGUGGAAAAAAAUUACAAAUCAGGGAGUAUAUGCUACCCAAGAAUAGUAUUAUUAUAUGUGUAUUUUUUUAUGUAAUUUCUUUUUGUUAAUAAAUUAAAUGAUUUGAUUUUCAAAUUCAA
Molecule: messenger RNA, 1163 nt
Organism: Hevea brasiliensis (rubber tree)
Lineage: Eukaryota; Viridiplantae; Streptophyta; Magnoliopsida; Malpighiales; Euphorbiaceae
Product: probable xyloglucan endotransglucosylase/hydrolase protein 23
Exons: 3
Coding region: 90-956 (288 amino acids)
Biological process (GO): cell wall biogenesis; xyloglucan metabolic process
Cellular component (GO): cell wall; apoplast
Molecular function (GO): hydrolase activity, hydrolyzing O-glycosyl compounds; xyloglucan:xyloglucosyl transferase activity
Source: RefSeq, a predicted model, not a curated record